Molecule: messenger RNA, 780 nt
Organism: Lathyrus sativus (Indian pea)
Lineage: Eukaryota; Viridiplantae; Streptophyta; Magnoliopsida; Fabales; Fabaceae
Source: the annotation of a GenBank genome assembly
AUGGAAUUUUCUGGAUUGAAGAAUUUGACAACUCUUGUGUUGCAUCUACUUCCUGUCGAGCAGAAUAUGCUUCAGGAUAUGUGUCUUAAAUGCAUCCAUCUUCACAACUUGACUCUUAAUGAAUGUACCUUCAGAUCUGACUUAAAAAUAACUAGUACAACAUUGCUUCAUUUGAACAUUAACUGCGGGGAUAUCAUUGGCGAGAAGAUUAAUAUUGAUAUCAUUGCAUCAAAUCUCUCCUCCGUUCAAUAUUCCUCAGACUGUCUCGCUGAAUUUCUAUUACACACGCUGAAUAUCAAGUCUCAUAAGUUAUCCAACUUUAGCUACACAUGUGCUCAAAUUUCUAAUCUUGUUCACUUUUCUGGACUCAAGAAUGUCACAACAAUUGUCUUGGAUGGACUCAUGGAGGGUGAUGUCAUAAAUUUUGGACUCAGGGAGGGUGAUGUCAUAACUCAUCUGUUUUCUAAAUGUCUCCAACUCCAACAUGUCACCAUUAGCCAGUGUUGGCUCACGUGUGAAUGCAAAAUCAUCAGUGCAAAGUUGCGUCAUUUGAGCAUACUUCAUUGUUUCAAUACCAAUGUCUUGGAUAUUGCUUCCAAUGGCUCAUUGUUUGAAUACAGAGGUCAUCCGGAGACGAGGAGCAUACUCUCUAUUCAUGCUUUGAAUCUCUCAUCCUUUGAAUUUAGAGGUCGUUCGGAGAUGAGGAGCAUAAUCUCCAUUGAGGCCCCAAAGUUAUUGAAGGAUUUUUGGGAUGCAGGUUUUAACAAGAUAUGCAUAUAA